Parathielavia appendiculata is the source of this 1471-nucleotide messenger RNA. RefSeq lists its product as uncharacterized. NCBI's taxonomy places the organism in Eukaryota, Fungi, Ascomycota, Sordariomycetes, Sordariales, Chaetomiaceae. Gene Ontology annotation, molecular function: acyltransferase activity, transferring groups other than amino-acyl groups. The coding region runs from base 191 to 1375 and encodes 394 amino acids. The record is from RefSeq and is a predicted model, not a curated record. The transcript has 3 exons.
GAGAACUGCAUCCGUGUCGGGACAAACCGAGUCCUCCCUCCCCGACAGCACCCGGAGUGUCGCCGACAGCAGCGGCGUCCACGAGCCGGCCCCUUCCUCUCCUUCUGUGACGAGCGACGACGCAUACGUCCCAUCCGAAGUAGAAGUAAACGCCUUUCGACUUGCUUACGGCAUCGCGGUACCGGCCUUCAUGCAGGGCCUGGAAACCAUCGCAAACCAUCUUUUCCCCUCCCUGCGCAGAGGUCCAGCUCAGCCGGGGUUUUGGACACAAGAGGAGAUAGGCAGAAUGGAGGUCGCUACGUGGUGUGCCGAGGGCCUGUGGCUGAUGGAAGAAGAUAUUAAAUCCGAGACUGGCGCGACGUACGGGGCCCAUGUUCAAGGCGGAGGGGACUGGCCCGUGGGCUACAUCAGGUGCCUUUUUGAAUGGGGCAGCGAGGCAGAAGAGGCCAAGGCGAACUCGGAAACGGCGUUGAAACUGUUUCGCCGCGGAGAACUCACCCCGGCCGACAUGGGGGCGCCGAGCACCAUGGAUAUGGAGUACUGGCUGGUGCUAUGUGACGGCAUGAACAAGGCUCGAGAGCACAUCUAUCGGCGCAUGGAGUUGGACGAUUUCCUCAUUUGCCGCGUCCUCCAGCUCUUUGUCCGGCCCAAAUUCUGGCGCCUGGGCGUAGGCUCACGCCUGGUUGAGGAAGCCUGUGAAUACAUGGACAAGCAUGUCGCUAUCGGUUUCGCCUAUGCUUCUCAAGCGGCAGUUGGCUUAUACGCCAAGUUUGGAUUCGACCAACUCUCCACCGUCGAGGGCUCCUUCGGGGAGCUCAAGUGCAUGAUUCGCGUCCCGCCAGUAGGCGGCCUCGACGCUUCGGCACCCCUGAUACGACGGCUGCAAAUAUACAGGAAGACGGUUGCCGCGCUGAUACCUGCUCAUAUGAGAGAGCAGAUGAAUAAAUCGCCUGAUGUCCAGGAUCAGAUUGAAUCGACCAUCGUGAAGCUCACGAUAGAAAAGGCGGGACAGGAUCUAUCGAAGGUCCUAGAACUUGUGAACAAGCGAGUCAAGUCAAAACCGGGUACUACUGGCAACGUAGACGACCGCUCUCUGACGAGAUCCGGUCGCACUGAAAUUGAGGUGGAGGAGGCGGAUGCAGCACCGGGCACGAAACUGUUCAAAUACAGGUUUGUUUGCGAUGGGGAGGAACUAGUGGAGUCAUUAAGCGCUAACGUCGAGAGCAUCGACAGGCGGAUUGAGACAGAGCGGGGCGAGGCAAAGCAGUCUGAGGCAGGCCUGGCAGGGUCCAGGGAAGCAGAGCGCAACGUUGAGGCCGACAAAUUGAAACAGAAGAUAAAUGAGAAACGCAGGGGCAGAAGGGGCAAACGGUGAGGCUCACUCAGGGAAUGCAGGCAAUGCUAGAAGGUCCCGUAGAAGCCGGAGGUUGAUUGUUUCCUUACGACCGUUUUAGGCGAGCGGAAAACUACC